UCUGGUAUUCACAAGAAAGACCCAAACUCCUUCCUGUUCAGCCUUGUCAAUCCAAAUGGCUUAAAGCCCACCAAGAUGGCUCUGAUACCAGGGAAAGAGGAAUAUGCCAUUUACUGUAGUAGUGGCAACUAUCCGAUUUUUGGCAGCUGCAACAGUGGGUACUAUGACCUUUCACUUGGCAGUUCACCCACUUCGUCGAAUAAUUGUUCGUCACAUCUUAACAACUCGUACCGCUGCCCAGAAGGUCAGAGCUAUCAAACUUUUCUUGCUGGUAAUUAUGCUUUUUAUGUAAGCGAAAUCGAAGUUUUUGCCUUUGAGAAGUAGAUUAGUGAGAGAACUGAUCUGUAAAGUAAUUUGACAUGAUAAGUUCAGUUGUGAUAUGCCUUUAAACUAUUCUUCCAAUAAAAUGUAGUUAUAGAAAAAUGUAUGCAUUUAAACGAGAAUAAAGCUUGCUUAAAAACGGAAGAUUCAACGUCGUUAUUUUAAGGCGCUUUACAGGACAACUAUGUUUACUAAAUCAAGCGGCUGACCACAAAGUUCUUAAAACAUGGCUAUAGAAUAGUCAUUAUUUAUAGAAUUAGAUUUUUUUUUUAGCGUUUGGUCUGUUGAUGAGACAGCUCCAAAAAAACAGUUAGGGGCUAGCUACAGGGACUGAUGGAGUGAUCAGUUUUAAAUUAAAUUGAAAACGUUUAACUGGAUACCCUUAGUAAAACGAUCUAAAACGAUUAUUUCUUUUAUAUUGAUUUCCUCUUUCAGCUUGUCAGCACGAUAAAAGCGUCCAAUUUAUGGUUUCUGUGGAAGUGUUAUAUACCUACGUAUAAUGUACCUGACGUAGCCAAGAAAUUUAGUUUUGGGGAGACUGGGGCUAACAGCUUUUUUUAACUUACACAAAUUCAAAGCUUGGGCUGCCUGAAAAAUUAAACCCCAUCCCCUUCAUUCCGCGUCUACAUUUAGCAGUGACACUUAAAACUUCAAACUUUUUUCCAGCGCUUUACCCUUAGAAAAUGGGAAGCGAAAGGGUAGGUUGACCGCUUAAAAUCCCUCUGCCUGCCUCUCGCCUUCACAUUACUAAAAAAGGCCGAAGACGAAGACGGAGACAAAGUUAGAUGUUGUUUAACAAAACCACAUAUAAGUCAGUGAGUCGAGUAUUAUCGUAUUGGCUCAAUACUGUCUGAAAAAUGUUACUUUACUGUGUGCAUAGUCAUGUAGGGAUACUUACUGAUGACCAGGGGAAAAAACACUUCGUCACUCCGUCGCGGUGGUCCAGUGAUACGUCGUUCAACAAGCACAAAGAAAGGAACAAGCACUAUCAUGAUCUUCCAAGAAAGGAUUGCAAACUGAUUUAAGGAAAUGGUAUAUUUUCUAUUCAAGUUUAUUAAAUGUAGCUUUCAUUAGCAAUAUUUGAUUCAAAGCUCUAAGUCGAUACAUUGCAGUAAAUAUGGCCUGAUUUACGCACGUUUUCACUUGUUUAUUGAGACUGGCAACAGUUACGUCCUUAAACGUUUCUCGGAAGGUGUAAAAUAACAUCCACUGGUCAUUUAAGUCCUUGAUUCAGUGAAUUUAUUAUAUGGCUACAAUAGGAUGCGCGCUCUAAUUGGCUGCUAUUACUAGCUAGGUGUCUAGGGCAAUCAAUCAAAAAGGCUAUCCGCUGACCAGUGUCACAUGACUGUAUCACGGCCUGGGGGCUAAACAGGCCAUAUAAUAAAUAACUUAUUGACCUCGCCCGUUCCUUCAUUAUAGGGAAAUCUCAGACCUCAGCCUUGAUCUGUUGACCUCGCUAUCGCUUGUACAUUACAACUCCGUGUACUGAGAAAGUUUCACGUUGUAGCCCUAUCACAUCAACGGCCGGGCAAAGAAAUGAACAAAAAACUGUGCUGCACAGGCAAAGUUAUUUUUUGGCCAAUAAGAAAUAUUGUUUUUGUCAGGGUUUGUUUCUUUUUUCGCAAAUUUGUUUGGUUGAUUUUUUAUAAUGGCCGUCACUCGUUAGCAUUGCACGAUUUUUGUGUGUGUGUGUGUGUAGUAGAUUAUAAGUAUAGUAACGCCCAGAGCUUCGCUUUUAGCCCUGGCUAAAUCUAUGUAUUACAUUUGUGAAAUUUGGACUAAAACAAUAAUAUACUAAUAAGUACAUUUGGACAUAAACUGUCUGCUAAAGCCUUCUGGACCGUAUCUGAAUACCUCAGUGAAACACUGGCUUACUUUUCAGAAAAAACCUACUUUUUAAGGAAUGGACGUUAAUAUUUAUUCCGUUAAUUCGCCUAAAUUACUUUCCGGGAAUCAAAACUGCUGCUCAAUGCAAAGAAAAAUGAAAAUCGCACAUUGUUGAUUAACCAAUAGCCGCACAAAAGGUGAAAGACUCCAACCAAUAAAAACAGAAAGAGCGGUAUACGUAGUAUAAAGUUUCUUGUACGAGGGUACUUUCGCUUUCCAGUGCAUGUGUUGUUCCGGUUUCGCAGUCGAUUAUUGAAAGCCAGCUAUAUCUAAAGAGUCUGUUUCUGUGUUGCAAGAGGAACAGAAUGUCGUCUUCAUCUCGAGACCCUGAGGAAGAAACAGCUUCGAGCAGUGAAGCGGUUGAUGAAGUAAACAGACACAUCAAGAAAGUGUUUGAGAUUCUUGAGAGUGAAAAAGUGAAGCUUAGCAAGGAAAUGGAAGCUUUUGAUGCGGUGGCCAAGAAGCUGAAAAGCGUUCAUUUCUCCAAAAUGCUGAAACUGAAUGUCGGUGGUAAAGUAUUUGAUACCAGUUUGGAAACUAUGAAGAGUGACCCAGGUAUGUAUUUAAUUCUUAAUUACUUCACUGAAAGAUUUACCAUAAAACUCCGAGGUGCAAUUGACUGCAAGGCGUCUGAUUUCAAUUGUGUUCAGUGUAAAAUAUAGAUUUUCGCUUUGAUUCCCUAACCGAACUGUUUGUUCGUUUAUACUCGAUAACAGGUUCAAUGUUGUACGCCAUGUUUUCCGGACGAUUUGACUCCAAACCCGCUGAAGACGGAUGUUACUUCAUCGAUCGCGAUGGAACUCACUUCCGUCUUAUCCUGAACUACCUUCGCUCGGGGCAGCUUGUUCUUCCCGAAGAUAAGAUUCUUCGAAGAGAGUUGUUAACUGAAGCUGAGUUUUAUCAAAUUAAAGGGAUUAUUGAUGAAAUGAAGGUCUCCCCCUUCGAAAACUCCUCCAUCCUGUCAGUGGAGCAUCGCCAAAUCUUGGCCAGCUGGUUGAAAGGCACCCUGACAAGCGCUUGUCACACCUACUCCCUGAUAUAUCGAGCGUCUCGUGAUGGCUGGGCUGCCUCUAACUUUCACUCUUGCUGCGACCGUAAAGGACCAACUGUUACCGUUAUUAGGUGUGGGAACUACAUAUUUGGUGGCUACACAGAGCAAUAUUGGGAAGGCAAGUUAUUUUUGGAAAAUAUUUUGCUUUUUUUAUGAAGUUAUUUAGCAUUGUCUAAGUACCCAUUCAAUAUCUAUACCCAAGUGAUUUCUCGGAAUAAUCAUUAUCAGUUCUAAGUGGAUUUAUUGUUAUGAGACGCUCUAAAACAAAGGCAUUCGGGUUAAACCUUAAGAAUUCUCCUUGGUUUACAGGACAACUAGGAAAGCGUUGUGCGUGCCUUGAUGCGCGCAAUAUACAAUAACGUUAGUUUUCGUUUCUAACAGAGAGACACGAAAGCGAUUCAUUCGACCAAAAAUAUUGACAUUUUUAAAAUUUGCCUGUUAAAAUUCGAUACGCAUACUGCACCACGAAACACGAAAAUUGGAAAAUUCCGUGGUUAACUUAAGGCCAGAUGGAAGGCGAAGAAAAUUCUCGGUCCUCCUUGAAAUUUGAAACCAAAUAGUUGGUAUGUUGGUGUUGAAGGGACCUUUGGAUCGCUUUGGAUCAAGUUCUUAAAGAGAGUGGGGUAAUGAUUUCGUAGUUAUUCAGGUGUAACAAUCCAUCUUCAUUCUAAUUGCUACACCUGUCCACUAGAAGUUAUUUCUAAAAGUGUAACUAUAUCAUAAGUACUCUAACUGUGAACAGUAAUUUCCUGGAAAAUUUCAUGUCUAAUACAGUUGCAUACAACGUUUUCGUCAGCUCUUUCAAGUGGAACGUAUAAAAAAGCUCCAGCCUCCUUCCUGUUCAGUCUCGUCAAUCCUAAUGGCCUUGAACCUUCAAUGAUGUCUUUGAUACAAGGAAAAGAGGGUUCGGCCAUCCAUUGCUACAGUAGCUAUGGCCCUACAUUUGGGGAUGGUCCAGACCUCAGAAUUGUCAACGCCCCAAAUUCAAACAGCUGCAGUGCAAAUCUCAAUAACACAUACCAGUUACCGACAGGACAGAAUGCCGGCACCUUCUUGACAGGAAAUUCGAGUUUUACCUUAAAUGAAAUGGAGGUCUUUAGGUUUGAAAACAUCUACGCUUAG
Porites evermanni is the source of this 4381-nucleotide messenger RNA. Lineage: Eukaryota; Metazoa; Cnidaria; Anthozoa; Scleractinia; Poritidae. The record is from the annotation of a GenBank genome assembly.